CCCUGAACCAUUAUCCUCCAUCUCACGUGACCCUGGCAACAAGAUACGACAGCAGGAUGCUAUAUAAACCUACAUCAGGCGAUGAAAACACACUUACGUUACAGCAGUGACUGACAGCAAGAUUUGGCUCUACAUCCCACAAGUAUACUACCCUUCCUGCUUUGACCAUCAGGCUGGUUGAAAAUGAAGACCCUCUAUUUCACGCUAGUUUUAGCUGUGGUUGUGCUUGUCGUCAGACUCAACAGUGCGACAGUAUGUGAACAGGAAGAGUUCCAGUGUUCAAACGGAGAGUGUAUUACAGAUAGAUGGCGAUGUGACGCUGAUAACGAUUGUCCGGGAAAGGAAGACGAGGUUGGCUGCACAUACACUUGUGGACCAGAACGUUACACAUGCAACAAUGGUCAAUGCAUCCCUGAGCACUGGAAAUGCGACACUGACCAAGAUUGCGACGACGGCAGCGACGAAAACAGCGGAGACGUGAUACGAUGUCCAGCUUGAUCCAGACCAUAUGCAAGACAUCAAAAACAUGAUGCACUCAUCAACAGAUCUGACCCAUCUUCACAGGGAUAGACACCAUGGUCGUAUCCAUAGGACUAGUGGUUACAAGACAUAACUAGAUUAUGGGGUGAAACAAAUUGUGUCUAGAUUGUUAAAAUCUCAGACUAAGGGACCAAUGACUGUCUAUCCGUGAUCCUUAACUUAUUAUUCAUCUGACACCACAAUGCCUCAACUUUAAAUUUCAUUUCAAGGGAGUGUCAAAUAUUCAAAUGAUUUUUAUAAAUAAAAAUAUAAAUGAAAAUUUAUUGC
Haliotis rubra (blacklip abalone) is the source of this 807-nucleotide messenger RNA. RefSeq names its product very low-density lipoprotein receptor-like. Lineage: Eukaryota; Metazoa; Mollusca; Gastropoda; Lepetellida; Haliotidae. The record is from RefSeq and is a predicted model, not a curated record. Gene Ontology annotation, cellular component: plasma membrane. The transcript is spliced from 4 exons. The coding region runs from base 184 to 498 and encodes 104 amino acids. Gene Ontology annotation, molecular function: protein binding.